AUGGCUUCUCGUCGAUCUGUAGCCGGUGGAACGGACUUGGAUCGAGCGGAGGCCAAGCUUCAACGACAGCAAAGCAUUGAUAAAGAGAAGCUACAACUACAAGAGCGUAUCUACUGGCUCAACACUUUGCACAGCGUCUAUGAUCGUUCCAUCGUCCCGUAUUGCCGCAGCUGGAACCUCCAAUUCGCCGAAGAGCUACAAGCCCGCCUUCCGGUUGAGAUACGUAACCUAGUCUACCAAUAUCUGUAG
This is a messenger RNA of Parastagonospora nodorum SN15, 249 nucleotides long. RefSeq lists its product as hypothetical. The record is from RefSeq and is a predicted model, not a curated record. The transcript is spliced from 2 exons. Bases 1 to 249 code for a protein of 82 amino acids. Lineage: Eukaryota; Fungi; Ascomycota; Dothideomycetes; Pleosporales; Phaeosphaeriaceae.